Messenger RNA from Naegleria fowleri, 321 nucleotides. RefSeq lists its product as uncharacterized. The transcript has a single exon. The record is from RefSeq and is a predicted model, not a curated record. The coding region runs from base 1 to 321 and encodes 106 amino acids. NCBI's taxonomy places the organism in Eukaryota, Heterolobosea, Eutetramitea, Acrasida, Naegleriidae.
AUGGUCAAUUACGAUUUCAUCGAUAUGACUCUGGCUGCAAAGAGAAAGGUCCAAUGCAGAACACAAAACAAACACUUCGAUUCGUCAGCAGAAGAUUGUGAGAAUUCGCCUUUCAAAUACUUGUACCCUCAACACAUCUCCAAGAAUAGAAAGAUACAAAAGUCCAUGAAGAACAAUAAGAGGUUCCUAAGUAAUUACUUUGUCUUUGACAAGACAGAGUGGGGAAAAUUGUCAUGGGAAAUUCAAGAUGGAAGUGCUCAACCAUCAUCCGUUCCACCAGACGAGAGAAGUAGUGAAAGUCAAAGCUUUACAAGACAGUAA